AUGCGCUUGGGCAUUUUCCUGCUGGCUCUUGCCGGCUGUUGUAGUUACGCUAGUGCAACACAAAACUGUCUAGUCGGAAAUCUAGUUGUUUCGGAAAAUGUUAUCACAUCGAAGUCGGUCCAAGUGGUAAGCGAUCCUAAUAUUCGUUCCCUGAUGGUGCCCUACGUGUCACAUUACAGAAAGAAUGUGAAGGAUUGUGCAGAAAGCAGACGGUCACCAGCCCGAGCGGAGGACUCGUCCUUCUGACGUGCGAGGAGAACAAGAUGAUGACGUUCAUCAACCAGGGACAGGCAUGCUCCAGCAGCGAGCUCGAGUCAUCGUGCUUCUGUAAGGGAGACGAGUGCAACAAGGUCGACCUGAAGGAGAACGUUCCAGAGCCAAACGUCUUCGCCGUUCCAAAGUUAGUCUGUGUUAUCGGGCAGUUAUCAAACAGUGAUACGGGCAGUUAGGAGAAGUUAUUGUUGCGGAACAAGUGAUAAGGGAGAGGGGGAACGAGUGUUUGCACUGGGGGCAAGUAUUGGAUUUUUAGAAGAAAGUUGGCAAUUUCAUCGAAACCUUGGAAAAUGUCUGAAAGUCUCGUAAACCUGACGUUUUCUCUGUGAGACCGACAAUUUCUAAAGCACAGUUAGCUCUUGCCUUGGAAUUUCUAUAGAUCAUUUGUCUGCAAAUUAACUCCACAUCAUCACACUUGCGCUUUUUCGGCAACAGUACGCUCCGUUUCAUCUCCGCCGCUUGCAACUAUACUUUGUCCCAGUCCAUGAUUCCGUGAUCACUGUUAACGCGUUUCAAUUUGCCAAACUUCAAACUGAUAACGAUAAUGGAAUAAUUGGCUCGCUUCUCGCUUUGCGUUUGACGCGCUCCUUAUCUGUCCGUGCCUCGCCAUCCACAAACGGGGCAAUAAAACGUGGUUAAGAAGUAGCUCGGCGUUGAAACACGCAGCAAACGUGGCGCGUUUCGAAGCGAUAAGAAGUGCGAUAGUGCGUUUCGAAAGAUUGCGCCAAACGGGGCAAAUGGAAGAAGUCUGGCAACUGAAAGGGACUGACUAAGUGAAUGGGUUUUCAGCAACAUCCUCUGCUACGUCGGAUUCUCCGCCAACAACACCACGCCAGGAAACACCAAUUUCGGAAGCGGAGAUACCGUCGUCUGCUCGCCAGGGAACGCGUGCAUCAAUGUGACCGGAGUCUAUCAAGGAUACGAGGCUACCGUCUACGCGUGCAUGCCCCAGUCCCUCUGCGACUACGUCAUCAACGACCCGACUUUCCAGUCCGGAGUUCGCUGCACCAACCUCCAGGGAACCAACGUCCUGGGAUGCUGUUGCUAUGACGCCGAUUGCCGCAAACUCGCCCCAAACCCGCCGACCCCAUCGCCAUGGAACAAGAACAAUCAGACAUGCUACCAGGGAAUCGCCAUCAACGGAGUGACCAUCACCGGAGGAAGCUUCUCGCAGUGCUCUGGAGAGUGCGGAUCCGCUCGCAUCCGUACCGUCUACAACGGAAACAAUGUCUGGGCCGAGGUGUUCGUCUGCGACCCAGUUGACGUCUUCACUAGCUUGAACCUCGACAACGAGUGCAGAAACCUCGACACCACUGACAUCAACGGAGUCCCGACCGCUCUCAUCACCGGAUGUGCCUGCAACAGCGGAGACAAGUGCAUCGACCCGACCGUCGUGCCGCCAGUCUACCCAGUCAAGCAGUUGAGAUGCGCCGUCGGUCUGUACAACGGAUCAACGUGGCUCGGAGCCGAGAUGAACUGCCAGGGCCGUUGCGGCCGUGUCAAGUUCAACGCCAACGGACAGCAGGUCAGCUACUUUACCUGCAUGCCAUACGACGUCUGCGCGGGAUUCGGACUCGCCUCCACCGAGGGACAGACCUACAACCCGCCACAGGAUGAGGAGCUCGAGGUCUACUGCUGCUCCGCCUUCAACAACUGCAACGUCAACGACCCUUACAUCCUCGGACGCGUCAACAACACCGCCGUCUCGACUGUCAAGUACCCGGUGCUCUGCUACGGAGGAAUCUGGGUAAACGGAGUCUCGAUCACCAACUCCGCCUACGGACUUUGCCAGGGAGAGUGCGCCUCUGCCAGCUUCACCACCACCUUUGCCAAUCAAACCCACAAUGCCACCAUUUACACUUGCGACCCAGUGACCAUGUGCCAACAGGCCGGAAUCUCCAACUCGUGCGGAACCGUGCUCGGAGGAGUCAACGCCUGCUGCUGCGACAAUGAUCUGUGCAUCGACCCGAACAGAGGAGCCCCACGCCCGCAACUCCGUUGCUACGCCGGAAUCUCAAUCCCACAGGACGGCUACAACACCGGAGGAGACCAGUUCUGCGACGGAUGGUGUGGAUCCCUCAGCUCCGUCGUCAACGGAAAGAACGCCACCGUCUACUACUGCGCUCCAGUCACAAUGUGCCGUUUCUUCGGCCUCGGAUUCGGAGGAUCCUACGGAAACUGCGCCCAGAUCCCAGGAGCCGACCCAGCUGUCACCGGAUGCUGCUGUUCCGACUACGACAACUGCCUCGCCCCGGACAACGUCAACGUCACCGCCAUCCCAGCGCGUCGUGACCCAAGAAUCGUCUGCUACGAAGGAAUUCACCUGAACGGAGCCAACAUCAGCAUUCCAUACUACCGCAUGUGCGACGGAGAAUGCGUUUCUGUGUCGCUCACCGGAACCGUCAACAGCUCCUCCCACUACGCCACCGUCUACACCUGCGACCCGAGCAGCUCUUGCGCCGCCAUGGGACUCCGAAACAACUGCUCCACUAUCGACAACGCCGUCACCGCUUGCUGCUGCGAUUCGAACGAAUGCAUCGACCCGACCUACAACCGUGUGCCAGGAAAGACGCUUCUGUGCUACGUUGGAGUGAACACCAAUUACGGAAAUACCAGCGUUGGAGCUGAGGUUGUCUGCGACGGUUACUGUGCUUCGGUCUCUGCCGUAGUCGGAUCCGCUUCGGGCUCUGCCGUCGUCACCGCCUUCCACUGUGCCCCGAGAUCGUUGUGUCGCUCCCUCGGACUCGAUAACUCGAACACCACCCUCUACUUGGACCGCUUCGUCAACGCUGCAUGCUGCGACGUCUUCGAUAACUGCAACGUCAUCCAGUCGGGAGUGAACAUCACUAAUUUCCCACCAGUUGCCCCGAACGAGACCCCACGUGCCUGCUACUCUGGAAUCUUCGUCGGAGGAAGCCAGAUCUCUGACGGAGGAUGGAUCGCCUGCAAGGGAGACUGCGUUGCCGUCAACCUGAACACCACCUACAAUGGAAACGUCACCACUGCUUCCCUCUACACCUGCGACCCUUCGUACGUGUGCAAGGCUCUCAACUCGACCAACAGAUGCACCCAGCUCGACGAAGGACUCGAGUCCUGCUGCUGCGACAGCGACGCUUGCCUCGAUCCAACUGUCACUCCACCACGCAAGCCAUACGGAGACGGAAACCUCUGCUACGUCGGAGCUUACUCUUACGAUCUUUCCGGAAAAACCAUCUUCAACGCCGGAGGAGAAGAGUACUGCCAAGGAAACUGCGCCGCCGUCACCUCGCAGCUCGGAGGAGCCAAUCUGACCGUCUACGCUUGUGUCCCAGCCUACAUCUGCAACAACUUGUAUGUCUACGACUCCUGCCAGUCGAUCUGGUACGACAGAACCAUCACCGGAUGCUGCUGUACCAACGGACCGAACUGCAACUUGAACAUGGUUCAGCCAGAGCCACCAAGACCAGAGCACCCGCCAAGAGGAAGACCACGUCGCGAAUACCCGAUCACUUGCCCAGCUGGACUCAUUGUCGACGGAUACUACCAGACUCCGGUCGAGUUCACCGUCUGUAACGGAGAGUGCGCCUCGAUCAACGUCAACGCCACAAUCAACGGAACCACGCACACCGCCUCCUUCUACACUUGCGAUCCAUCGUCCGUCUGCUACCAGCUCGGAGUGCACAAUAACUGCGCUUCUCCGGAACCAGGAGUCACCGCUUGCUGCUGUGACACCGACGCCUGCCUCGACCCGAGCAGAAAUAAGACCGUCCCAACCCCACCGCUUAAGUGCUACGUCGGACUCUACUCGUUCGCCAACCCGGCCCUCCAGACCGGAGCCGAGCAGCUUUGCGACGGAAAGUGCGCUUCCAUCAACGCCCGUGUUUCCAACGACAACGUAACUCUCUUCGCCUGUGUGCCACAUGUGCUCUGCCGAUCCCUCGAGAUCUACGACGAGUGCGCCCGCAUGGAUCCUUACUACCCAGAGUUCACCGCUUGCUGCUGCGACAACGUCGACAACUGCAACGUGCAGAUCUCGCACCUCAACGGAAUUGUCAACACUUCGGUCCCACUCACUCCACUCAACGACGCCCCGAUCUCGUGCUACUCUGGACUCUUCAUCAACGGAUCCGCCUACAGCGCUGCCGGGUGGCAGACUUGCCAGGGAGAAUGCGUCUCCGUCUCGAUCACCUCUCAGUUCAAUGGACAGGCUGGAACCGCCGCCCUCUACACUUGCGAUCCGUCUCGAGUCUGCCGCAACCUGAACAUGCAGAACAAGUGCACCACUCUCGAAAGCGGAGUCACCGGAUGCUGCUGCUCCACCAACGCCUGCAUCGACCCGACCGUCAACCCGCCACGCACACCAGGAUCCCCACUCUACUGCUACGCUGGAGUCUCCUCGAACUUUACCGUGAACGGACAGCCACUCUCCGUCGGAGCCCAGAUUCAGUGCACCGGACAGUGCUCUUCCCUUUCCGGAAUUGUCAACGGAUACCAGGUCGACACCUACCACUGCGUGCCCAACUCGAUCUGUAACUCUCUUGAGCUCUACGACAACUGCAAGAGAAUCCACGAGGACCGUCAAGUGAGCGCCUGCUGCUGCAACAACGUGAACAACUGCAACAUCGCCAACACGACCAUCGUCCGCCAGUGCCGUCCACCACCACCGACUACGCCAUCGCUUGCUACUCUGGAAUCUACGUCAACGGAACCGCCAUCACCCCGGUCACCCUCGGAGCUUGCCAAGGACAGUGCUCUUCGAUCACUCUCAACACCACCUACAACGGAGCCGCCACUCUUGCCACCCUCUACGGAUGUGACCCGACCUCCGUGUGCCAGGCCCUCGGAAUGAACAACUGGUGCAGCUCCCCUGAACCAGGACUCACCGGAUGCUGCUGUAACACUGAUCUCUGCCUUGACCCGCCAAAGAACAAGACCGUCCCAUCUGGAUUCCGCAAGUGUUUCGCUGGAAUUUAUGCUCUCGGACAAGCCACCGGAUCCGAGAUUGCCUGCCCAGGAAAGUGCGCUUCCAUCGGAGCCGUCGUCAACAAUGAUCCAGUCAACAUCUUCGGAUGCGUGCCAGACCAGUUCUGCCGUCAACUCGAGCUCUACGACGAGUGCAACACCAUCCAAUUCGACCGCGCUGUCACUGGAUGCUGCUGCGACAACUACAACAACUGCAACGUCGACCUCGCCGGACUCACCGGAAAGAUCAACACCUCGAUGCCGGUUACCAACCUCCGCGACUACCCGAUCACCUGUUUCUCUGGUCUCUUCGUCAACAACAUGCCGCUGUCGAUCGCCGGAUGGCAAGCUUGCCAGGGAGAGUGCGCUUCCGCCACCAUCACCACCACCUACAACGGAUCUGCCACCAACGCCACCAUCUACACUUGCGAUCCAGUCAGCACUUGCUACCAACUCGGAAUGAACAACAACUGCACGACCGUAGAGCCAGGACUCUCCGGAUGCUGCUGCUCCACCGACGCUUGCCUCGACCCGACCGUCAACCCACCACGUACCCCAGCCAAUCCACUCAAGUGCUACGUCGGACUCCAGUCCACCUACAACUCGUUGAGCGUCGGAGCCGAGAGCUAUUGCGACGGACAGUGCGCUUCUUUGAGCGGAAUCGUCGCGGGAUACAACGUGACCACCUACCACUGCGUGACUGACAUCAUCUGCAAGACCCUCGAGAUCAAGGACUCGUGCCGCCGCCUCUACGACGACAGAGAAAUCCACGCUUGCUGCUGCAACAACGCCGACAACUGCAACCUGAAGGACCCGAGCAUCGUGCCAGGACCACCAGAGCUUCCGGACUUCCCGACCGCCUGCUACUCUGGACUCGUCGUCAACGGAAACCCAUACACGCCGCUCACUCUCGGAGGAUGCUACGGAGACUGCGCUUCGAUCACCAUCACCACUUCCCUCUACAACAACACCAACCACACCGCCACCCUGUUCACGUGCGAUCCGACCACUGUCUGCAACCAGCUCAACCUGACCAACGCCUGCCACACCCUCGAGCCGGGAGUCUCUGGAUGCUGCUGCGACAGCGAUGGAUGCAUCAACCCGUGGACGAACACCUGGCCAGGACCACUCAACUGCUACGUCGGAGUGUACACUUCUGACGGAACGGUGAAUGCCGGAGCGACUGUGCCAUGCGACGGAUACUGCGGAUCUCUCGAGACCACCGUUGGAAGCACCCUCUACAAGUCUUAUCACUGCGUGCCAAAGACCAUUUGCAAGUCGCUCGGACUCAACAACGAGAGAAAGUCGAUUUCCACUGACAAGGACAUCACUGGAUACUGCUGUACCACCGGAUCCAACUGCCACGUCACCGAGUCUGCCGUCAACACCACCAACACUGUUCCACCGGUAAGAAUCUAGCAUAAUGUUCUGCUCUCUUAAUCGUGCAUUUUUCAGCCAACUGGAAGCCCGAACCCGAUCGCCUGCCGUUCCUCCAUCUACCUCAACGGCUCUCCAGUCACCGCCGAUACGUUCACCGCUUGCUAUGGACAGUGCGCCACUGUCACGUACGCCGCCCAAUACAACGGAACUGGACAGUCCCUGACCCUCUACACCUGUGACCCUACUGCCGUUUGCGAUUCUUUGAGUGAGUCCGAUCCCCCGUCCGAUCCUUCCUAAUCCGCCUCUCGUUCCAGACCUUUCCGACUCGUGCGCCUCCCUCGACGGAGGACUCUCCGGAUGCUGCUGUAACACCGACAACUGUGUCGGACCGAACGUGUCGCCGACGCCACCAGGUGGAGCCGGAUCCUCGAUCACCGUCUCGUUCCUCGCUCUCUUCGCUGCUGUAUAUAUCGCGUUGACUAGACAGUAA
Messenger RNA from Caenorhabditis sp. 36 PRJEB53466, 7084 nucleotides. The record is from the annotation of a GenBank genome assembly. Lineage: Eukaryota; Metazoa; Nematoda; Chromadorea; Rhabditida; Rhabditidae.